Lingula anatina is the source of this 619-nucleotide messenger RNA. RefSeq lists its product as uncharacterized. Gene Ontology annotation, cellular component: extracellular region; extracellular matrix. Lineage: Eukaryota; Metazoa; Brachiopoda; Lingulata; Lingulida; Lingulidae. The record is from RefSeq and is a predicted model, not a curated record.
GUUACACGCAGAUAUAUCUUACGACGUCGGCGACACAGUAGCUCCACAACUAAUCCUAUCCAUUGACGUUAUAACAGAGGAAGAAGACUCGUUCUUGAAAGGAACUAAAAUACGACGAAUGUCGAAAAUGGCUGACAACAUUAGACUGGUACUAAAGCUCUUGGUACUCUUUGUUCUUAUUGACGCAGUUGGCGCCGUACAUCCCGAGCAUCCACCCGACUGCGGCGAGUUGGGAGCAAUACCGUUGCUAAACCACUGUAGCAUGCGUGGCGCUGCUCUCGGCAAUAACAGUUGUGCAGAUGAAUACAGGGAACAUUGUACCGGUGCCGAGGAACUUUGCUGCGAAAUGGGACUGAAAAUUGACAGUACUAGUUGUGAUGCGCGAACUUCUUCCCAGGCACCUUCAUACUGCUCCGAUAACAAUACCUUCACGAUAUGUUGUGAGUGCUGUGAGACUGCGCAGACUGGCCAAGGAAUAUGUGCUGAGAAGGCUGCAGCGCAUCCAGAUUGCCCCAGAGCUACCAUCUUAGCUUGCUGUGAGGACGAUACUUCAAACUUAAACCCUCCUAUCGCCAAAACUGGCAGAGAUACACCCAUAGUUACUAUUGAACUUGGAUAG